GAUUCUUUUAUUUCUGAUUCUUCGUGUUUGCCUGUUGCAUCCUCUGAUUGUGUAGGUAGAGACAAUAAGUUUAGUUUAGCACCAUUUAAAAUUUUUGACCAAUCAGAUAAUGAUUGUUUUGAUUUAAAUUCAUUAUUAGUGAAGAAACAUAAUGAUAAUAGACCUUAUCUUCCUAUUAAGAUUUUAGGACAAUCUUGUUUAGCUCUUUUAGAUAGUGGCUCGAACAUUUCUGUGAUAGGUUCACAGUCAUUAGCUUUACUGAAAAAUGCUGAGAUUUCUAUUAUGCCCAUUUCUUCUCUGCAAGUGUCUACUGCAGAUGGUACAGUUCAGUCUAUUACAGGCAAAUUUGAAACUGAAAUCACAGUAGCAGAUUUAUGUAAACAAAUUACAUUCUACAUUAUUCCUUCAGUUCAGAAUUCUAUAAUUUUAGGUAUGGAUUUCUUAAAUGCUUUUAAUAGCACACUAAAUUGUUCUAAUUUUUCCUUUUCUAUUUCUCAAUUUAAUUUGUCCUUACUUAGUGCUAUUCAGGAUUUUACUAGUUUAUCUAGUUCCGAACAAAGGCAAUUAGAGAAUAUGAUCUCUAAAUUUACAACUCUUUCGUCGAAAGACAAGUUAGGUCGUACAUCCUUAAUAUCUCACACUAUCGAAGUGGGAGAUACCACACCUUUUAGGCAAUAUCAGUAUCCUAUUCCUCAGGCUUGGCAAGUUGACUUGGAAAAGGAAAUUGAUUCCAUGUUAGAGUUGAAUAUCAUUGAACCUUCCACGUCUUCUUAUUGUAGUCCUUUGUGGUUAACCAAGAAAAAGGAUGGAUCUUUUAGGGUUUGCUUCGAUGGUCGAAAGUUGAAUAAUAUUACUACAAAUCGGGAUGCUUAUCCUAUUCCCCGAAUAGACGUCAUUCUCAGUAAACUUCAGAAUGCUAGGUAUAUUUCUUCUAUCGAUCUAUCUAAAGCCUUUUUACAGAUUCCUUUGAGUGAGGAAAGUAAAAAGUAUACAGCUUUUGCAGUUAGUGGAAAAGGAUUAUUUCAGUUUGUCACUAUGCCUUUUGGUCUUGUUUCAGCUCCUCAGACAAUGUGUCGUCUGAUGGAUUUAGUCAUUGGUCCUCAGUUAGAGCCCUAUGUUUUUUAUUAUUUGGAUGACAUUUUGGUUGUCACUCCUGAUUUUUCUCUUCAUAUGGAAAUUUUGGAUAAGUUGUUUUCACGUCUCAAAGAGGCUAAUUUAACUAUUAAUUUAGAUAAAUGUCAGUUUUGUCGUCCUAGUCUUAAAUUUUUAGGAUAUGUAGUCGAUAGUAAAGGUUUAAGGACUGAUCCUGAUAAAGUUACAGCUAUCAAAGAUUUUCCUAUACCUAAGACUACUACCCAAGUCCGUAGGAUAUUAGGUAUGUGUGGAUAUUAUCGUCGGUUUGUGCCGUCUUACUCUACUUUGUUAUCCCCACUUACAGAUCUCCUUAAAAAUAGGAAAAAAGGCCAAACCAUUACAUGGACUUCAGAAGCCGAUGAUGCUUUCCGGCGUAUAAAAGAAGCUCUUACUAGUGCUCCUGUCAUGACGUCUCCGAAUUUUAAAGAGCAUUUCUAUCUCAUGACAGAUUGUUCCAACACUGCUUCAGGUGGUGUAUUAUUUCAAAUGAAGGAUGGUUCGGAACAUCCAAUAGCUUAUACCAGCAAAAAGCUCAAUAAAGCACAGAAAAAUUAUUCCACCACAGAGAGAGAACUUCUUGCAAUUAUCCAUGGUCUUGAUGCCUUUCGGUACUAUCUUGAGGGUCGUAAGUUUACUAUCAUCACAGAUCAUAGUUCUUUAUUAUGGUUACAUUCCAUGAAAAAUCCGUCACAACGUUUGUCCCGUUGGAUUUGUAGGCUUUCUGUCUUUGAUUACAAUAUUGUUAUCUAAGAAAUACAUCUCUAGAUGUAGAGUUUGUGCAACGUGCAAGCCGAGUAACCUACCUCAAGCUGGAUUAAUGGGUUCGUUUAGGAAUAUUAAUUUUCCGUGGCAAAUGAUCUCUUUAGACCUUAUUGGACCGUAUCCACGUAGUUAUUUAGGUAACACAUAUUGUUUGGUAGUUGUAGAUUACUUCACCAAAUUUCCUUUAGUUUGUCCUCUGCGUAAGGCUACAACUCCAGCCAUUUUGAAGUUCUUAGAGGAACAAGUGUUCUUACUAUUUGGUAUUCCCCAAAUAGUAUCUUGUGAUAAUGGUCCACAAUUUGUUUCUAAAGCUUUUAAAGAUCUAUUAAGUAAAUAUAAGGUCCAAAAGAUAUUCUACAAUGCAGCUUAUCAUCCGCAAGCUAACCACACUGAACGUGUAAAUCGUAGCAUUGUUACUGCUCUUCGAUCUUACACUUACAGUGAUCAUAGAGCUUGGGAUAAGUACAUCCAUUCAGUUGAUAAAUAAUAAAUACCCUUGAUUUAUUUCUUUCACAUAAUUUAUUUCUAUCUACUCCCUUUCAUCUUCUGUUAUUCCACAUAUUAGUUCGUUGGUGUAUCAAGGUACAUUUUAGAGUUUACCCUAUUGCUACACUACACAUUCUUGUUAUAUUGGCGCUCCAGCCCAUCCAUUUUUGUUACAUUGGCGCUUCAGCCAUUACAUAUUUGUUACAGACUCCAAGGUUUCUUGUAGCUAAGCAUAAUCAGGAAUAGAGGGCGCGAAUAGAAACACUCCGCAGGUCCGGAAGCCUGCUAAACCCGUAGACAUUGUAGCAGCUUGUGACCAGGCUUUCCAUAGAAGUUGGCUGAAGUGCCUGCGUUCUAUCUUCUUUCCAGGAUUUGCAUUUCUCCAUUUGAUAGCUGCACUUCGGUAAUAGGCCUUCAACGAUUUGAAAAACGAUCGGUCGAGAGGCUGUAAGUAAUAAGUCAUGUGGCUGGGAAGGCAAAGAAAGUUGACAUCAUUUUCCAGCGCUAUCUCUAAUAUGUCCGGCGAGUUAGUGUGAGAUCCAUGUCCGUGGAGCAGUAAUAGGCAUGUACCAGCUGUCUUCCUUGGAAUAAAGUGGUUUUCCAGCCAAUUUUUAAAGAGGUCUUCAUUUAUGUAAGCUGAUUUUCCACCCAUCACCACUUCAGAACCGUUAGGCAUAUUAUCGAGCCACACUUGUUGUUUGUAUACACCUUUGAACACUACGUAGGGAGGUAAAAAACUUCCCUCUGCAUUACAACAGGCAACAACUGUCACUGUCUAUCCUUGUUCUUUUGAUUGCCGCACUUGAACUGCCUUACUGCCUUUGGCCGCUAUAACCGCUUGGGGGGUUGUUCAAUUGCAAACCUGACUAAUCUACAUUGUAUAUAUUUCCGGAUUUGUUCAAGAGGUUUAACGAUUCUAACGUCUUUUUUAACAAAUUGAAAUAAUCAUUCGCUUCUUCCUUUACCAUGCCAUCCGGGCGGCCCAUAGACACUCCUUGGGCCUUUCGAAUCGCCAAUGAUGGCUUUCAUUUGAGAAAUGCGUUAAGCCAUCUUCUUUCUGCUUUGCGUUUCUCUACAUUGAAAUGGACGUAGGAAACUCGGUCCAUUUGUUCAGCCAGGUUGAAAGCCACUCGACAAAGUGCAUCCCUUGUAGGCGCAUACCCUGUAACCUGCUAUCUCUUGACAUGAAGCACUAAUUUUUGUUCUGCGUCCAGGACAAGGGCAGGCGGUUGUCCUAGCUUACCUUUAAUGCUGUUCUUUGUUUUGAGUCGGAAUCGUAGGGUUUUUUCCGGUAUAUCAAACUUUAAAAGCUGCACCCCUAACUGAGAGCCAUCCUUGAAAGCAACACGAAAAUUAUCUUCAGUCCAGCAGUCCCGCAUGUUCUUACACUUGUAGCUAGGCAUAUCUACAAAAGAAAAAUAAGUCAUAUUAAAAAUUAGAAAUGUUUUAUUUAUGUGAUAGAUAUGAUGCGCGUCAUAUCCCCGACUCGACGCCAUUUGAAGUAAAAAAAUUCAAAUAGUAAACAAGAAGUGCUUUGUGUCUAAAUAAGUCAUGUUCUUGAGUUUACAGAACGCGCAACAACGUAGAAUACACUAAAGCAACAAAAAAUUUUAAAAAGACAAAUUACAAAACUUUGAAAUUACUAAGAUAAAAUUUUUAUGGUGUUUACCUGCAAAAGUGUACACAACACCAAAGCUCCCUCCAGAUGGAUCACUAUCCAACAUAGACAUGCUUCAUCUGGUGACAAUGGUGGAUGCUACCGUUUCCCAAAACCUUUCCCGCGCGAGCAUGCAGAAUUUGAAAGAUAUUGAAAACGCAUCAUAUUCCUCACGUUUACCUUAUAUUUUAUAUUUUGUACAAAUUUUUUCAUUAGAUUUAGUAUAAGACAUUUGGUGUAAUACUUUUUUGAGGUAUACUUUUAUAAGAGUUUAAUAUAUUUUCAGUUAAAUUACAUUGAAAUAAUGAAGGCGGUUAUUGAUAGGAAUACAUGUGGGAAAAACAAUAUUUAGCUGUUAUUUUUAUAAGUACAAAAUUUGUUAUAUGCCCCACUUUAUUUUUGUAUGCAUCUUAAAAUAAAAAUAUUGCUCUGCAACUCUUUAGAUAUGACAUCAAAUAUUUUUAGGGAAUAAAUCCAAAUUAUAAAAUAAACUCAUUACUUAAUGUUUCAAUCAUUUCAUUAUAUCAUUUAUGUAAAAAUAAUGUCAUCUGGGUUAUUUAAAGGGAAGAUCAUAGGAUUCAUACUAUGCCUCAAUAGUUUAUUAUUACCCCUGGUUGUUUUACUUAAUUGUAUUAAUUUUAUUUAGACCAACUCAUACCCUAAGCCAAUUUGAAAACAAUUAAAUAAAACAAAUAAAGUGUUUUUUUAUAGCCAUGGUUUGUUUCCAAAAAAAUAGCUAUCCCAGACUAGCUUAGAAAUAGGUUCUGCCUUGUAAAUUAAAAAUGUGACAAUAUAUUUUUCUAUUGGUAAAGUAGUACCUGCAGUUGUGAUUUACAGGCAAUAAAUUUUUGUAUUGUUGUUGUAACUGUUGUAACUUUGUUUUGUAAAUAAAUUAGAAUUAAAAUAU
Diabrotica balteata is the source of this 4946-nucleotide messenger RNA. The record is from the annotation of a GenBank genome assembly. Lineage: Eukaryota; Metazoa; Arthropoda; Insecta; Coleoptera; Chrysomelidae.